Molecule: messenger RNA, 3048 nt
Organism: Anarrhichthys ocellatus (wolf-eel)
Lineage: Eukaryota; Metazoa; Chordata; Actinopteri; Perciformes; Anarhichadidae
Product: ADP-ribosylation factor-binding protein GGA1-like
Exons: 17
Coding region: 11-1987 (658 amino acids)
Biological process (GO): protein localization to cell surface; intracellular protein transport; Golgi to plasma membrane transport
Cellular component (GO): trans-Golgi network
Molecular function (GO): ubiquitin binding; phosphatidylinositol binding; small GTPase binding
Source: RefSeq, a predicted model, not a curated record
UCUCGCCGUGAUGGCUGCGCCGCCCGACACGGAGAGUUUGGAGUCUCUUAUCAACAAAGCCACAAACCCACUGAACAGAGACACAGACUGGGGCAGCAUCCACGCCUUCUGUGACCAGCUCAACAAUGACUUGGAGGGGCCUCAGCUUGCCACCAGGCUCCUGGCCCACAAGAUCCAGUCUCCACAGGAGUGGGAGGCCAUGCAGGCCCUGCUGGUUCUGGAGACGUGUAUGAAAAGCUGCGGGAAAAGGUUUCACAGCGAAGUUGGCAAGUUCCGUUUUCUCAAUGAACUCAUCAAAGUAGUUUCUCCGAAGUACCUGGGCUCACGGUCACCGGAGCCGGUAAAACAGAAGGUUCUGGAGUUGAUCUUUAGCUGGACGUUGGGGUUACCUGAUGAGGCCAAGAUCUCAGACGCCUAUCAGAUGCUGAAGAAACAAGGUAUUAUUAAACAAGACCCAGAGCUGCCACCUGACAAACUGCUGAACCUUCCUCCACCCAGACCCAAGAAUGCCAUCUUUGAGGAUGAGGAGAAGUCAAAGACGCUGUCUCGCCUGUUGAAUAGCUCGCACCCCGAGGACCUCAAAGCUGCCAACAAACUCAUCAAGGAAAUGGUCCAAGAGGACCAGAAGCGAGCAGAGAAGGUGUCGAAGAGGGUGAACGCCAUCCAGGAGGUGAACGAGAGCGUCGCUCUGCUGACUCAGCUUCUGCAGGACUAUGACGGCACCGCCGACAAUCAGAGCAACGCUGAACUCCUACAGGACCUGUACCAGCGCUGUGAGAAAAUGAGACCUACACUGUUCAGACUGGCAAGUGAUACGGAGGACAACGACGAGGCUCUGGCUGAGAUCCUGCAGGCGAACGACAGCCUGACUCAGGUCAUCAACCAGUACAAACAGCAGGUGAAGGGGGAGAUAGUGAACGGCAACAACACAUUAAACACACAGAGGACAACAGGAGGAGGGACGGCACUGCUAGAUCUGUCAGGAUUGGACACGUCGCCUCCGUCCUUCCCAGAGUUCCCCACUCCGACAGACAACCUCAACGCCCCUUCGCAAGAGAUGGGGAUGAGUCUGCUGGACGACGAGCUCAUGUCACUCGGUAACGGUUUAAGUGAAGGAACACACACCUCCAACCCUCCCUCGCAGCCCGAGGACUCCACCGCCUGGGACUCCUUCCAGUCCUCUGACAGCAUAGACGCAGACAUCCCAGCAGCACCCAGUCUCCUCCUGAGUCCAGACCCCCCCUCCUACUCUCAGCCCCUCUCGUCUGGCUCCACACCCGGGAACUCCGCUCUGGACCAGCUGGACCAGCUGGGCAAGACGCUGAUGCAGCAGUCCCUGCCUCCAGAGGGCCUGCAGGUCAAAUGGGACAAGCAGCAGUGCAAACCAACUCUGAGGGAUCUCCAGAGCAAGUCUGGGUGCAACAUCACCCCAAACCCCAUACCAACCUUCGCCGCUGAACCGCCCGCACCUCUCGCCAACUCUCAGCCCCGCCUUGCAGCCACGUUGCUGGAUAUGUCCCCGACUCACAGCGAGACGCCGCCUGCAGACAUCCCCCUGACUGAUGUUUUUGUACCGCUAGAAUCCAUUAAGCCCAGUAGUCUGUUACCUGUGACUGUGUUUGACGGACACAGUCUGCGGGUUCUCUUUCACUUUGCUCAGGACUCACCUCCCUCUCGGCCUGACGUGCUGGUGGUGAUCAUCUCCAUGUUGUCAUCCGCUCCCGUCCCCGUCGGCAACAUCGACUUCCAGACCACGGCUCCGAAGUCUAUGGCAGUGAAGCUUCAGCCCCCAUCAGGAACGGAGCUCCCAGCUUUCAACCCCAUCCUUCCCCCUGCUGCCGUCACACAGAUCCUGCUGCUGGCAAACCCAAACAAGGAGAAAGUGCAGCUGCAGUACAGAUUAACCUUCACCAUGGGAGAGCAGGAGCACAGCGAGAGCGGCAGUCUAGAACAGUUUCCUCCUCCAGAGACGUGGGGGAACCUAUAGCACUGAACCACAACCCGACAGACUCUCUGGUUUCAGACUCCGCCUCCUCCUGAAACCACCUCUCCAACUCAAACACUCUGCAUUCGCCCGUUUUCCUUUUGUGAACACGUACUUUUCUUUGAUCGGUAUCGAUUUCAUUUCCUUGGAUUACGCUCAUGCUCCGUUAGUGUGUGUGUGCGUGUGCGCGUGUGUGUCGUCAUAUUGUUUUUAAACAGACACUUGGGUGUGCUUGAUGUUUUUCACUUCACAAAGUCGGUCUGAAUCACUCAUCGGUUGCCUCUGCAUGCUUUUCCAACACGGCAGACGAUGCCUGCUAAAUCCAGCACACCGAGAGAGAGAGGACGUUAGCGCAUCACAUAGAUGCAGCGCAUCCUAGUUUUCAGAACAAACCUAUACUUAAUCAAUCGUGAUGUGUAUUUUGUAAUUCCUUUCCCAGCGACUGAGUUGACUUUUUGAUUUGCACGGGGGAUUUUUUGAUUGUACUGCUAUGUCUGUUCUUUGCACAAGAUGAGAAACAAUCUACUGUAACAGUCUGUAUCAUCUGCCAUAUGUGCCUUUUUGUUUUGGCGGUUCUAACAUUAUUUAACUUUUCGUGUUUGGAUGGAUUUGUUUUUCCUCAUCUGUUACACACCAGUCACAUUGGGUCUGUCUGAGAUGAUGUUCAGCUACAUGAUAUCCUUAAAUUCUUAAUAUAUAUAUUCAGAGCAUUGUCAGUAGGCUAAGUUGCAUCUUUGACUUUUCUUUAUUUAGCUUGUGAUUUAAGUUUAAAAAUCGGCAUUUAUUGGGUAAAACGAGCGUCGCGCAAAGCCAGAGGAAGCCCGGUGCUCAGAGCGCCGCGGCAGUCUCGAACAAGUUCAACUGGUUUCUACAGCGUGCGAUACAUGUCGGCCACGCUCAACACUCCCCCCACAGGCUCCCAAUCACAUUCCGCUGCACUAAUCUCCAAUACGACUGCUUUGUAAAUACCAAUGAUGGCAGUCCUGUUAUGUACAUUUGACUUGUGCAAGAGCAUAAUUCUGGUGAAAUAUUCCAAAUGGGUAAUAAAGGAUUUUUCUUGGUGA